Molecule: messenger RNA, 3707 nt
Organism: Hemicordylus capensis (graceful crag lizard)
Lineage: Eukaryota; Metazoa; Chordata; Lepidosauria; Squamata; Cordylidae
Gene: GRPR
Product: gastrin releasing peptide receptor
Exons: 3
Coding region: 140-1306 (388 amino acids)
Biological process (GO): G protein-coupled receptor signaling pathway
Cellular component (GO): membrane
Molecular function (GO): G protein-coupled peptide receptor activity
Source: RefSeq, a predicted model, not a curated record
UGGUUCUUUUCAUGAUAAAUAAUAUCACAUAUUUCAUUUCUGUUGAUCACUACCAAGGAGGGGGGGAAAUCAACUCAGGCGAAUUUAUGUUGGUUUUUUAAAAUCAAGCCAAUAUUUUCUAAUACACCAAAGCCCGACAAUGGCUUCUGAGGAGGAGUGCAUUUUGCUAGAUGUGGAAUUGGAUGACUUUAUUCUUUGCAACAUUUCUACUGCUCAGCGUGCAAAUCUCUCCCUUCUGAGUGAGGACUUGUUUUACUAUAGAUUUCUAUAUGCAAUCCCGACUAUUUAUGGAAUCAUCAUUUUGAUAGGGCUCAUUGGCAAUAUCACAUUGAUUAAAAUCUUCUGUACAGUGAAGUCCAUGAGAAAUGUCCCCAACUUAUUCAUUUCCAGUUUGGCUUUUGGAGACUUGCUUCUCUUGCUCACCUGUGUUCCUGUGGAUGCCAGCAGGUAUCUGUCUGCUGAAUGGCUCUUUGGUCGGGUUGGAUGUAAACUUAUCCCUUUCAUACAGCUCACUUCAGUGGGGGUGUCAGUAUUCACACUCAUGGCUCUCUCUGCAGACAGGUAUAAAGCGAUAGUGAGACCAAUGGACAUCCAGGCUUCCCAUGCACUGCUGAAGAUUUGUUUGAAAGCUCUCAUGAUCUGGAUUUUAUCAAUGUUGCUUGCUAUCCCUGAAGCUGUAUUUUCAGACUUGCGCCCUUUCUAUGACAAAGGCUCUAACAAAACAUUCAUUAGUUGUACGCCUUACCCACUUACCAAUGAACUGCAUCCGAAAAUUCAAUCAAUGGCUUCCUUCCUCAUCUUCUACAUCAUUCCUCUAUCUGUUAUUUCAGUUUACUAUUAUUUUAUUGCAAAAAAUCUGAUACGGAGUGCUUACAACCUACCAGUGGAAGGAAAUGUACAUGUUAGAAAACAGAUGGAAUCCCGAAAACGUCUAGCCAAGACAGUCCUGGUUUUCGUUUGUAUCUUUGCUUUCUGUUGGCUUCCUAACCACAUCAUCUACUUAUAUCGGUCAUACCACUAUUCAGAAGUGGACACGUCUGUUCUGCACUUUAUCACUUCCCUCUGUGCUCGAAUCCUGGCAUUUGCCAACUCUUGCAUAAACCCUUUUGCUCUCUACCUGCUCAGCAAAAGCUUCCGGAAACAGUUUAAUCACCAGCUGACAUGUUGCAAAACCCGUGAGCUCAUUCGGUCCCAGAGCACGAGCAGAAGCACCACACGGAUGGCAUCCCUCAAGAGCACUAACCACUCAAUGGUCGCAUUCAGUUUCAUCAAUGGCAACCAUUUCUGCCAUGAGGACAAUGUAUAGGAUGCAUCACAAAGUCACUUUAGCCAUUGCUGAAGCCAUCACAAAAUCUCUUUAGCCAUUGCUGCCUGUUUUGUUCUAGUUGUAACAAAUGUACAUAUGUACACAGAGAGUCAUCAGGGAACUUGCAACAUGGAAGUGAAGCUGGAUGCAGAGUGAAAGAGCUGCCCACACCUGCACAUGCUGUUCAGGGCAUUGCGUCAUAAUAGGCAGAUCCCUCACCACUUAGACAUGAGUGUUGGAGGCAUUCAAAACCUUAUGAGAUGAUCAGUCUGUUCUGUUGGGCUGGCUAUUGUAGAAGAGCUUGUGGCAGCCUCACCAAGAGGAUUGAGGAGAUUAUAGAAAAGUAACCGUUUCUGUAUAAGGGGCUUUCAGAAGAGGGGCAGGCAUUUUAUGUAGUUAUUGCUGGUAUUAGCCCAAGUACCUCAAGGUCCUUGGUGCUAUAUGAAAACAGCUGUACAAUUUAUAUUCUGAACACUGUACCCACAGUGCUGGCAUACAAAAUUGCACUGAUAAGGGGAUCAGUAUCCCCUUUCUGCAGGGAUGCCCUGGUGGAAUACUUACCCAAAAGGGAGGGCCCGACAUACUGAGUCAGUGUAGUGCAGUACAUGUGUCCUCAUUGCAACAGAUAGGUUUGUAUAUCCACAGAGAGGGGGGACAAAGUAGAUGUGAUGUAUGAACUCCCAAAAAGCUUUUCUUUCUUAAAAAGCAGCUGGAGAGGAAGCAAUGUGAAUCAGGGCACAAAAUUGUACCCUUAAGUUUUCCCAUUUGUGGCUAUAAGUGUGGGCGUGUAAUAUAAUUGCAGCUGCAUUUUGAGAUGGGGCGGGGAGAGACAUUAGGCACUCCAAACCUGGUGGGAACUCCUACAUCAUGUAUUGUUAAAUGAGAGAGAGAGAGAGAGAGAGAGAGAGAGAGAACAAUUUCACACAUAAUGUGGAACCUGAGGUUCCCCCAGCCUGAGAUAUGGAGGGAACCUGAUGUUGGUGCUGCUGCAGAUGAUAACAUAUCUUGGAAGUAGCCAAGUUAAGCCAGAGGUAUGCUCCCUGGCCAGGCCUUCCAGUGAGGCCUGCCUUGUCUUGCCUUGCAGCCAUUGGCCCUGAUGGUAAAGGGGAUGGGCUCACCAGCAGUUCAUGAAAAGUGUGGGUUCAGACCUAAAUAUACACCUCAGUGGAAACAGCACUCCAUUUGGCAAGUUAACUUUAAUUUUGGUUACACAUCACAGUCUGAGGCCUCAAAUAAAUCUCAACCGCCCUGAGCCAUUUUUGGAAGGGCAGUAUAGAAAUCAAAUAAAUAAUAAUAAUUGAAAGGCUGUGGCAGACGAAGACCAAAAUAAUCCCAGUAGUAAUUGGCGCCCUAGGUGUAAUCCAAAAGACCUUGAAGAGCACCUCAACACCAUAAGGGCCACAGAAAUCACCAUCAGCCAAUUACAGAAAGCAGCUUUACUGGGAACAGCCUAUAUUCUGUGACGAUAUCUAUAAUAAUAACACCAACAACAUUGACAAUAAAAUUCAGCCAUCUCAGGUCCUUGGGAAGGACUCAAUGUCUGGAUAAAACAAACCAGUCAAUAACACCUGUCUGACUGUAAACAAUAAUUAUAAUAAUAAAGUUCCUACCUCAGUGUGGUUUCAGACAAAUUGGUAACUGACUUUGCAAGUAGGUCCCAUGUUAUGUGUGAACUUGCCGUGAGGGGGAGAGAGUGAGAAUGGAUUAUUGUCAUGGCCAUUUUCAAAAAUUGGUCUGUAUUCUUUUUCUGGCUUGGAUGAUAAAAUCCCAAAAAUCUUACUCAGUUUUUAAGUAAUGAGACUUCUGGAAAUAUAUAAGGCCCCAGGUUUCCUUUGCCUACUCAUUCUUAAGAGAACAUCUUUAUGAUUUUGCUUUUUAUAUUCAAGUAAGGUAGCUAUCCUAAGCACACUUAGCAGGGAAUAAGUCUCACUGAAACCAGUGGGUCUCACUUCCGUUUAUGCAUGCUUAAGAUUGUGCUGCUCAUCGAUGACAUGAGCAAAGUGCGAGGAGGAGGAGGAGGCGGCAGCAGCAGAUAUUAAUGAUAAUUGUCAGGAAUCUCUAGGUAUUUUCAGUACAGUAUUACUCCGUGUUGUAAGAAGAUGUGAAGAGAGUCGUGUUUACCCGGGUUUGGUUGCCCCCAUAAACAGUAUGUUGUACACAGUCUAAAUGUGAAAGGCGAUACCAUCACAAUAAAUGUGAGUUUAACUAUGUUUACAGUUUCAAGUGUGUGUAUUUUGCCAUAUUUGGGGUGGGGUGAGGUGAAGCACAGCACUUUCUAAAUGUUAUUAAAUAUUCAUAUCUGUCUCUUGAGGUCAUGCAUUAAUGGAUGUCAAAAUAUGUCAUGUAGAGCUUUAGAUACAUUUAAGAAUGAGGAGCAAAUGUAAACUGAAACACAGAUUUC